This is a messenger RNA of Notodromas monacha, 2283 nucleotides long. The record is from the annotation of a GenBank genome assembly. NCBI's taxonomy places the organism in Eukaryota, Metazoa, Arthropoda, Ostracoda, Podocopida, Cyprididae.
UUUUUAAUUUUUGUUCAGGUGCACGUGUGAUGGACUGGUGACGUGAUGGCGGCGUCGCGGGUCGAGAUUUUGUGUUCGCCGUGUUCGAAUGACGAUGCUUUCCUGACGUGGGGUUCCGACUUGUGCUUGUAUCGAGUUGAAGAAGCGUCGGCAUUGCCGGGCUUUCAUGAUGACCUCGACGUCGAUCUUCAAGCUGGAUUCUUCCGCCUGUCCUCGAGAUUCUGCGCUUAUGCUGUCGGAAGAACGAGGGAGUUCAAGUUUAUCAAGAGUGUCGCCUGGUGUCCAAGGAUGCACGGGAACCAUCUGCAUCCACAGCCUCCUAUUGUUGCGGUUGGACUGGCCAGUGGUCAAGUAGUUCUUACCUCCUUCUCGCAGAACCAGGACUUGGAUAUUGCUUUAGGCGUCACUACAAGUGCAACAGAACUCGCUCCCAAACAUCAGCGACAAUGCAACGGAGUCGCAUUCAGUCAUGUGGACCCUAUGUUGUUGGCAGCCGGCUUUGACAAGCAUCGCAGUGAUCACGCGAUUGUUAUCUGGGACGCGUCAGCUGCCAUAGCUGGUGCUGCGAGCUCACCGUCGCCGUCGGUUUACUUGAAUUCCGCCACAGCUCCGGUCGGUGGUCGUAUCGUCGGCGAGCUUGGGAUGUCGGAGCAAUGCAACUCAUUGGCAUGGUUCCACUUCCAGCCGAAAACGCUCAUUGCUGGAAUGAGCGGGAAACACCUGAAAAUGUUUGACUUGAGAGACAGCCAGCGGCAAGUGCAAAGUAGUCCUCCUACGAAGGCUGUGCUAGGAGUUUGCGUGGACCCAUUCGUAAACUUCAGGUUUGCGUCUUACACGACGGAUAACGUAGUUGUGCUGUGGGAUCGAAGGAACCUGGAACGUCCCUUGAUGUCGAUCGGGGAAAAAACCCCUUCGUCGCCCGCUGUGCUCGGGCCUGCUGGUCCUGUCACCAAGUUGGCAUGGUGUCCAACGAGGAGCGGUUUACUAGCGACGAGCAGCAAAGAUUCGCCGUUUCUGAGAACGUAUGAUUUGCAUUCCUGGAGUGGACAAGAAAGUGGUCUCAACGUUCUAGAACGAACCAUUUGGCCGACUCGGUCCAAUGCGGUCUCUUUUUCUUGGAGUUCUGGACCAUCUGCUGGGCAUUUUCUCGUUCUCACUUCCGAAGGCGCAAUCGUUGAUCACGAGUUUGCCGAGCGUUUGACGGUAACUUGGUCUCCGGAUGGCGAAGUGGCCUGGACUAGUGAAAAGCGGCAAGUCCACGUCCUCAGCCGCAAGACAUGCGACGACCAUAAAAGCCCUCAGCAAGUUGCAGACGUUUUAUGCGCAAUCGUUGAUCACGAGUUUGCCGAGCGUUUGACGGUAACUUGGUCUCCGGAUGGCGAAGUGGCCUGGACUAGUGAAAAGCGGCAAGUCCACGUCCUCAGCCGCAAGACAUGCGACGACCAUAAAAGCCCUCAGCAAGUUGCAGACGUUUUAUGUGAUGUUUUGGCGGACGAUAUAAGCUAUACCAUGAAGAAGCGUGCUUCCAUGAAGUACGGUUUGCUGAGCGGAAAUCUGGCGGAAAAUGGGAAUUUGGUGGAAGACGGUGAACUGAAGAGCGCUUGGGAAUGGAUGGAAUCGAGUCAGCGAUUGCAAGGCGAUCUGGGACAACUGUUUGCUGCACCGAGUGCCGCAUCCUCUUGGGCACCUUCGGAAGGAUCUCAACCCGGCUGGGGAAAUCGUUGGCAGGGUGUCAAGGCGCCGCCACCGCACAGAUUCCAGGUGACUCCGGUCCGACUUCUUUGUAAGCACCCUGGUAUCAGAUGGAUUCUCUGCGGAGACGCGGGAAAGGCAAUUUCGAAGAAAUCGGAAGCUGUAGACGUUCCCUGGACAGGCCUGGAACUCGGGCCUCGCACAGUCCUGGCCCGAGUGUACCUUUCCGAGGCUCGGACAUUUUGUCUUCGUCUCUGCGGCUGGGGGUUUGACCGAGGUGGAACAUCUCUCACGCUGUUUCUCGAUGACCUGGCUCGUCGAGGAGAGUUUGAAAGAGCCGCUGCGAUCGCCGUGUUUCAUUUGCACGUGCGACAAGCCAUGCAGAUUCUGCAGAAAGGUGGCAAGAGGGACGGUGCCUCGAGGCCCUUGCAUUUGGUGGCCAUGGCUCUGGCGGCCAAGUGCCUACUAGCCUUAAGGAACACCGCCCUCUGCACAUACUUGAACUUCCGGGUCGACUUCCUCGGCAUAAACAGCCGGUACAAGUGGAAGGAGUGCAGACUAGGGCUCUUAAAGGUAGAGCAUCUGGUAUGA